AUGGAAAAGGGGCGAAACAGAAGCUAUUUUGAAACAACUUAUGAAAUAAGUGGAAUUAACAAACAGUCUUUGCCCAAUGAAACGAAAAAUGAAGCAAAAUCUUCGAACGAUUCAAAGGAUUAUGAUGUAAUUCGUCUUACAGAAGAAGCUGCUCUCUGUACAAAAUCUGCAGACCCUGUUUUUUUGAAUGAUAAGUUUUUGGAUUCCCUGAGUAAACUGAAAAUGGGCCGGGCCCAUGGAUCACCAAGUAAAAGGUCUAUAAAGCCACUAGGUCCAGGAAAACAACCCAGCCCAAGGUAG
Dovyalis caffra is the source of this 300-nucleotide messenger RNA. NCBI's taxonomy places the organism in Eukaryota, Viridiplantae, Streptophyta, Magnoliopsida, Malpighiales, Salicaceae. The record is from the annotation of a GenBank genome assembly.